Molecule: messenger RNA, 4777 nt
Organism: Lingula anatina
Lineage: Eukaryota; Metazoa; Brachiopoda; Lingulata; Lingulida; Lingulidae
Product: receptor-type tyrosine-protein phosphatase epsilon-like
Biological process (GO): protein dephosphorylation
Molecular function (GO): protein binding; protein tyrosine phosphatase activity
Source: RefSeq, a predicted model, not a curated record
GUGCACUCACACAAAUGAAACACUAUCCCCCUGGUGGCGUGUAGACCUGGGCCAGAAGUACGUGGUUUACAGUGUAACGCUAUUUAACAGAGGCGAUACUAGUGACUCCGGUAAAAAGUUAAAAAAUAUUCAAGUAUUGGUACGUAACAGUACAGAUACCGACAGCGGAGACGUAUGUGCAUUGCAUGACACUCAAGUGCCCAGUGGUGGAAGUAUAGAAUUGCCGUGCAUAGUGCCAUAUAUUGGGCAAGUCGUGAUUGUCCAGCUGCAGUACACGGCACCUUUAAUACUCUGUGAAGUGAUUAUUAAAGGGUACAGGUAUGGAGAUUGCAAGAAUAAAAACUUUGGUCCCGAAUGCAGAAAUCGCUGUAAUUGUAGAAAUACCGAUGAACAGUGUCAUCCCGUGUAUGGAGUCUGUAUAUCUGGCUGUGCUGAAGGCUGGCACGGGAAAAAUGGGACAUGUCAAGUGGAUACGUCAUCACUCCCGCAUCUCACCACAGCACCGAAUAUGUCAUCAAGGACACAAGAUUCACUCACCAUUAGUUGGCAAAAAUGGUCAUCCAAGCCCGGCUCUGGGGUUCUUCACAGCUACGUCGUUAGAGUUUGGCGGUGGAUAUACCUACACGGCAGUGUAACAGUACCACCGGAAAACCAUACAGCCACUGUGAAUAAUCUUUCUAUGUACACAGAGUACAAUAUCACUGUAACCAUCACGAAUGAAGCAGGGUAUUAUGGUUUUUCUAGUCCAGCAACCACCACAAGAACAUGUGGAGUUCCCGUGGCACCACCAAAACCAAACGUCCGUUCUCUUCUUGCCUCAUCGAAAAGAUCUGCUUACAUAGAGCUAAAUAUAACGGGAAUGAACCGAGAUAUCCAUAGAUGCGACGGGUUUGCAAAGUUAACCGUGCGAUAUGAGGGAGAAUUCAAUCACAUUGGCACGGCAGAUGUGCUGCAUGUCAAAGAAACGCAGUCGAUUACCAUUACCAACCUCACAACAUAUAGUAAAUACACCAUCUACCUGACAGCAGUUAACAACUUACUACUGCAAGGGCCACCAGUGACAGUGAUGCAUACUACAGCUGAAGGGAUUCCAGCAAAGAUGGAGGCACCAAAGGUGACAUCUACUGGAGACAGCUUCAUAGAGAUUACAUGGCGUGCGCCGUCCCCUCCAGGUGGCGUUAUCAUCAGUUACGAGAUAUCAUACACUCAACAAUCCGACCAGUGGGAAAUAAUAACGACUACUGCAGACAUCUAUAGACAUAUUAUUGGCGGUUUACAAUUAAAUUCCACUUACAUGAUUCGAAUCCGUGCCAAAACUACUGUCGGCCACGGCGAGUAUAGCGACCAAAUACAGGCAAAAACGAACCAAGAGAAAGCCACUCCGGCCCAUGUCACAGGUAUAAAUGGUGGCGCUGCAGCAGGGGGUGUCUUGGGGGUUGUGGUCCUAGCGGCGGUAGUUGUGGUUGUAAUUGUCAUAUAUAAGAGAAGACAGCACCUUAACAACUCUAAUGAAGUUGACGCAUUUUCUGAACUGCAAGGAAAACAAGAUGAACUCGUAGAAGAAUUGCCGAGAGAAAAUAUGAAUGAAAAUACCGACGACGAGCAUCUCUAUGGCAAUAUUGAUCAAAGCACAGAAAUCCCUGUAGAGGACAUUUUUGAGGUCAUGAAAUUAAAAACAAGAGAUGUUCUUAAGGCUGAAUAUCAGAAAUUCCCUACCGUAUUUGUUUGUCCCUGUGAAGCCGGCCAAAAGCGAGAGAACAAACUAAAGAACAGGUUCCAAAACAUUAUGCCAUACGACCAUAGCCGAAUUGUACUGGAUCUUUUGCAAGGUGAUCCAAACUCUGACUACGUCAACGCAAACUACAUUGAUGGAUAUAAGAGACCACGUGCAUUUAUUGCUGCUCAAGGUCCAAAACCGAAUACCGUGAAGGACUUUUGGAGGAUGAUUUGGCAAGUCCACACUCCACAAAUUGUAAUGGUGACAAAAACUGUGGAAAUGGGCAAGCAAAAAUGUGAGCAGUACUGGGCAGACGAGGGAGUGAAACAGUUCGGUGAAAUAGAAGUGACUACACUGGAUGAAAUUCAAGGACAGGACUAUUUUGUCCGAAAUCUGAAGUAUUGUAAGGUUGGAGAACCAGCAGUCCGUAUUGUUAAACAGUUCCACUUCACCGGUUGGCCUGACCAUGGUGUGCCUGUUGACUCAACGGCUUUGGUAAAAUUCCGAGAGGAAGUUAAGAAGUAUCAAAGUCAGGUUCAAGACCAAGGACCUAUCAUUGUACAUUGCAGCGCUGGGGUUGGUAGGACCGGAACUUUCAUAGCACUGGACUACCUGUUUGAACAAGUGCUUGCUGAAGGAAAAAUCGACAUAUAUCAACUCGUCCAAGAAAUGCGAGCAUCGCGACCGAAGAUGGUGCAGACAGUGGAGCAAUAUUACUUCAUCCAUGAUGUGAUGUUGGAAGAACUGCAUUGUGGUUUAACCUCUAUACCAGUGCAAGAUUUUGCCACUCGUCUGCGGAAACUGAGAAGAAGGAACAAGUCGGGACUGACCAAAAUGGAAGAAGAGUUUGUGAUACUAAACCUUAUGUUGCCUGAAAUAGAAGAAAGCUCCAUCAAGACGGCCUUGGAACCCAUCAACAUUGAGAAGAAUAGAGUGAAAAAUAUUGUUGCAGGUAACCACUGCAGACCAUACCUUGUGUCAUACGUGAAGGACAGCACUGACUACAUUAAUGCGGUGUUCAUAGAUGGAUACCAACGCCAAGAUGCCUAUAUCGUGACGCAGAUGCCUCUGCCUCAUACGGUGGUUGACUUCUGGAGUAUGCUGUAUGACCAACAUUGUGCGACUAUAGUUAUGUUGAAUGAAGCGAACGAAGAUAGCAAGACAAGUGCCGUGUACUGGCCGGUAGAGGAGCCGACUACUUACGGUCAUUUUACUGUCGAAGUGAUCUCUACGCGUCAGAUUGGGGAAUCUAUCACCGUAAGGAAGUUGAAGCUGGUUAGUUCAAAGCGACACUCCGGCCCUCCAAGAACUGUCUGCCAAUUCCAGUCUCAUGACUGGAUGACAUCAGAACCAGUGCCGCCAUCACCGCGUGCGUUUCUUGAGCUGUUUGACGCAGUUCAACAAUGGCAACAAAAAAGUGGAAACACUUCCAUAACUGUCCACUGCAUGAACGGUGCCCACCAGAGCGGGUUGUUCUGCGCCGUGGCUCGCAUACUGGACAAGCUGAAGGUGGAGCAGGAAGUGGAUGUCUUCCACACGGUAAAAGCUGUCAGACAAAACAGACCACAGCUGAUCGAUAGCAAGGAGCAGUACUACUUUUGCUAUGAAGUGAUUGAAGAAUACGCUCACAGGUUCGACACGUACGCCAACUUCCAUAUGUAGGAUUUUAAAGGACACUGAAGAAGUCGCCUUCAAGGAGAUAUAAAAGAAAGGCUCCCUUUUUUAAGUACAGAUUUUAUGAUUACUUGCAAUCAACUGUUGUUUUUCCAAGCAACAAUGUCGUUAGAUAGAGGGACGAGGACACUGCUUGCUUUUCUGACCUCCCUAUAAACUUUUAUUUCUUUGGAAGGAGGGAAGAAAUCACUGACACAUACUGGAAGCGAUUGCCAUAGUCUAAGUUUUACAUUUAGCUACGCAAUAGACAUACAUGCAACUGAGGAAUUAAGGAAUAACUUAAUGUUCCUGUAUUUUAAGCUGUUGCUAAAAACAUAUAGUUUAUUAAUAUUUUACUACUAUAAAUGAUAUGUACUCGUACAUGUUAUCCAGGAUUUAUAAUGACAUUACUGUAUUUGUUUUUUGUCAGUAUCUUUUGACAGAGGAGAAAAAAGGCUUUAAAUUUCCUGCAGUAUGCUUGCCAUUUGUAACGUAGGAGGUACCAGGGGAGGGUGCAAGCCACCUGAUCAGUGAGUCAAAGAGAUAAGUAACUAUUUGACCAACACUUUUUUAAUGAUUUUGUGAAGUUUAUGGGCGAUAUGAACUCUCUCUUUGAGUAAAAAGUUGUGGAAUUAUUUUAAAGUACUCAGGAGCGCUGCAAACAUCUAAGCGGAAUGAAUGGAUCAUGCUUUGUACAUUCACGGGAAUACAUUUGCGAAGAAUUUAAUUGCAAUGACCGACCGUUACAUAUUCACCAAUGUGCACGAAUCAACCCCCCCCCCCCGACCUUUUGCCACCAAAAGCCUACACAACAUAAUCCACCGCCAACCCCGUGCUACCCCAAGCCUUCCCUAUGCCGACCGCCGCCUAGGGAAGGGGACCUAGCAAUUUUUAUGUACUUUAAAUGCCCAAAAUAUAUUCCAAGGAAGAACGGUUGACCCAACCCGAAACACGGAAAAGUCAAGGACUGUGCAAUGUUCCAAAAAGCCCAUUUGUUCACAAAGACUGGAUUAUAUUAAAGACAGCCUCACUGAAAUGUACUCAGUCCAAAUGAGCAAGGAGCUUUGGAGACCAUGUCUCACGUUGAUGAACACGGCUAAUAGAAAUUUAAGGUGCUCUUUAAAGAUCAAAGUAUUAUAAAUGUUUAUUACUUUGGAAGAUCUAUUGGUCUUUUUAUCUAAAGGAUAUUUCAUUAGAGGUAGUAGUAUUUAUUCAAGAAGAAGAUAUACAAUUCAUAACGCUAAAUAUAAUAGCAAGGAGAGCAAAAUAUUCUGGAUGUUGCAAAUAUGUCUUUAUUUACCCUCGACAACUGAUUAACUUCGGAUACAAACUUUUCAUCACAAUUACAGCAAAUUAUUAAAUGUGUCUAUAGAGCCAUGUACCUUGUUACAAAAAUAAAAUAUGCAA